Trichomonas vaginalis G3 is the source of this 471-nucleotide messenger RNA. RefSeq lists its product as uncharacterized. The record is from RefSeq and is a predicted model, not a curated record. Lineage: Eukaryota; Parabasalia; Trichomonadida; Trichomonadidae. Bases 1 to 471 code for a protein of 156 amino acids. The transcript has a single exon.
AUGAGCUAUAAUACAAAACUUAUAUCUGGUUUUUACUACCAACAGUUUCCUAUAACAGGAAAAGGUGUCAUACAAGGUUUGUCUGUUCCAUUGACUUUAAGUACACCUAUUUUAUAUAUUGUUUCAAACUUAGGUUCAAAGUGUUAUUCGAAUGUCGACAGAAACUACUAUGACCAAAAGAUACUCAUGCGUAUAAACAACACUUUCUCUGCUGGUUUGCCUAUUGUUCAUUCGAAUGCAGAGUUUUCAGCUUUAGUAAACUCAAACACUUUAGCAAACAUAAACUUAACCUUAGUUGACGCAAACUUUGUUCCUGUAAAACUUUUAUGUCCUAUGUAUUUGUCAAUGACGGCAGAAAGUUUCGAAUUGGAAGAUGCAACUGGUGAAAGUAUUGUAUUACAAGAACAACUUCAACAACAAAUAGCUCAAGAACAACAAAUGCAACAAAUGGAACAACAAAGUCAAGAAUAA